AUGACGCUUGGCAAAGUUAUCUCCCUUCUGUCUGAGGUCUCUGCCAAUAACAGCAAGAAGAAAGUGUUUGUUCCUUAUCGAGAUUCAGUUCUAACUUGGUUAUUAAAAGAAAGUCUUGGUGGCAAUUCACGAACAGCAAUGAUUGCUACAAUCAGCCCAGCAAAUUGCCAUCAAGCAAGGUUUAUUGUCAACAGAGUACGAAUUAAUGCAGAUACCAAAACAAAAAAAAUCCAAGAACUUAUGGCUGAGAUCAAAAGGCUGAAAAGUAUUGCAUCUGCAAAGAAUGAAGGAAAUCUUCAUGCUGCCAAUUUGGAAGAAAUUUCUGCCCUACGUACAGAAUUAGAGAAAAAAGAGAAAGAAUUGAGUGAAAUAAGAAGGACUUUGGAAGAAAAAUUAUCUGAGUCAGAAAAAAAGAAGAAAGAACAAUUUCAAAUUCUACAGCAUUCUGGGAUUGCAUUUAAAGUGGAUAACAGUUUACCACAUUUAGUAAAUCUUAGCAAAGAUCCACAAUUAUCUGAAGUAUUGUUAUAUUUGAUCAAAGAAGGACAGACAAAAAUUGGGCAGAGGAAACCUCAUUCAACUCGUGAUAUUCAGCUGUUAGGAGCCCUUAUUGCUGACAAUCACUGUAUUAUCAACAACUGUGAAAAUGUUGUCACAAUUAAACCAAUUGAAUCUGCACCAACCUAUGUUAACGGUAAUUUGAUAACUGAAGUAACCAAUCUUUAUCAUGGAGAUACAGUUAUUUUGGGAGGCAAUCAUUUUUUCAGGUUUGUUAAUUCAUCAGAAAGUGAGAAAAAAAGAUCGAAAGGCUCAGUUGAAGGAGAAUUAAAAGACUUUGAUUUUGCUUAUAGAGAACUGAUAAAAAACCAAGAAAAAAGAUUGGCUCAAGAGUUGGAUGAAGUCAAGAAGCAAGUGCACAUUGACAUGAUCCAACAAAUUGAUGAAGAAAAACAUAAAACUGAGGAACUACUUCAAAAACAGAAAACUGGUUAUGAAAUUCAACUUGCUAACUUAGAAGAGAUACUUAAAGAAAAAAACUGUCAGAUGAAAAUAUCUGAAACUGAAAACAAAGAAUUAGCCGAGCAAAUAAAAAAACAAAAACAGGAACUGGAUGUAAAAUUGAUGGAAGAAAAGAAACGUCAAAAAGAGAUUCUUCAAAUAACAGACACUCUUUCUAGUAAACCUCAGUCUGAUGAUUUGCUAUUAAAGGCUCUCCAAAAAGCAAGAGAUGAUGCUGAGAACAAUUUGAAAAGGCUUAAUGUACAUUUGCAAGAGUCUUUAAACAGUUCUUUCACUUCAGUAUCAAACCAGUUAGAAGACUCAAAUAUUUUGCACUCUCCAUCUUUGGUUUAUCACCAAACCAUGUUGACAAUCAAUUCAUUGAUGAAUCUUGUUGAAGAUGUACACUCUCAGGGCAGGCAAAGCAUUGAAGAUAUUAAGAGCAAACAACAGUCUCUCAAUAAAGAAAUGUUUGACACACUACAGUCAAAGCAAAAAAAUCAUUAUACACCAGAUUUUACAGCUGGCUUAUAUCAAACAUAUCUCGCUGUCCUAGAGGCAAAUGCUAUUUGUCGCCAUCUAAAGAAAAAUAUUGUUUUUUCCCGAGAUGAUUCCCUUAUUGAUGGCAAUAAACUGUGUACAACGGUUAAAUGUAGCCAUCUGGACAAUAAACUCUGCACCUACUGGUCAAUGGAUGUCUUUCAAAAUAAAUUACAUCUCCUUAGAGAUAUAUAUGAGAAUGGAGAUGAUAGUGUAGAAGUUGUUUUUGCUGACGAACAAUUCUGGGAGAAUGAUGAUGAUUGGUUGAACUUUACAGUAUCUCCUGAGAUUCAAGGACUUCCAGUUAUAUUGGCAUCCCCAAAACAUGUUAGAUCCAAUUUUCGUCGUUUUAGCUCUCCUGGUUUCUCUAGAAAUAAAUCUUCUGCAGUUAAAGAGUCAUUUGGAAAUAUUCAAUUUUCUUCUUGUAUCUCAAUUUUGGCCUCAAUUUUCCAACAUACAUCAAAAUUGGUGAAGAAAGAAGAGCAAUUUGAAUGGACUCUUGCUGACCAUGUUUUGGCAUGUUUUUGUGAAAUAAUAUGCAGUGUUAAAACUGUGAUUAGAAUUUGGCCUGAUCAUCAACAGACACUCUCGUCUAAUAUAUUUGAAGACAGAUUAUGUAAAGAAUUGAUAUUUCUACUUCAUAAGUCUUACAGUCUAUCAUCAAAUAAUAAAUUUUGGAUGAAGACACUUAAACAAGAAAAUUUGUAUAUUCAAAGUACCUGUGGAGAUAUGGCAUCAUCUAUUGAACAAAUUAUUGAUGAAAUUAAUGGUUUUCUUUUGGCCUGCAGUUCACAGUUGAGUCAUAACAUUCAAGAUUUUGGUAGAAGAAUUGUGAUUACAAUUCACAAAUCAUUGGAAAUAUUUGCUAAACUCACUUUGAUUACUAACCAAACUCUUGUCUUGUUUCAGGAAGGAAAUUCAGGAAUAAUGGACCUCAAUAUUUGCCAGAAAUUCAAGGACUGUUGUGAUGUAGUUGUUGAAAGAACCUUGAAAGGAGCUCUUCACAGCUUAAAUGAAUGGGAAAUACUUUCUCAUUCCUAUACAAAGGCAAAUAGUCUUCUGCAUGCUGAAAUCUGGAACGAUACUGAGAGUGUGGUAUCAAUGAUAAAGAUGCUACUGGAAAAAAAUAAAGAUUCAUUUUUUCAUCAAAAUGACGAAGCUGGUAUAUUGACUCUCCAAUUUUACAAAUUGUCUUUCAAUGACUCUAAAGACAUAUGCUGUCUUAUGAAAAAUCUGGUUGAGAGUGUAGCAUCAAUUAUGCUGGAUUUGAAAUCUUUAUUUAAUAAAAGUAAGUAUCUCUUUAUUCAUGUUAGUUAUAGAUGUAUACUUUUGGAAUACUAA
This is a messenger RNA of Acanthosepion pharaonis, 2880 nucleotides long. The record is from the annotation of a GenBank genome assembly. NCBI's taxonomy places the organism in Eukaryota, Metazoa, Mollusca, Cephalopoda, Sepiida, Sepiidae.